AUUGUUAUUACCGAGUGAGGUGUGAGUUGCUGUUCUUGGGGAUUUUAUUAUUUUGUUCGUGAUGGGGCCGCUGACCCCGUGCGGCUGCUGCCAGCUGCGCGCCGCGGACAAGGAGCUGCAGGCGCCGUACACCCGGCUCGGCGCGACCGAGGUCUACGCCCACAUGCUCCGAGAAUGCUUCGGCAUUCACGUGGCACUGAGUAGUGAAGACUCUUAUGGGAUCUGCUCGGUGUGCGUGGGCCGCCUGCAAGAUGCAAGUGACUUCAAGCUGCAAGUGCUGCAUACUCAGGCGGAGCUGCAGGCGGGGCUGCAACAAGAGGCGCAUGUUAAAAACAAAGAAUUAAUAGUGGACUCGGAAACAGAGCAUGGAGAUGUAGCCGGUGACGAGCCGGUGUCGGUCUCCCCGCGCGCGAGCCAACCCGUCACUGUGCAGCGAGAGCCCCGCACACAACGCUACAUUUGCGACACUUGCCAGGCGCACUUCACUCACAAGUCUACGUUACUGACACAUAUACAGAACCUUUGCAAACAAAGAAACAAACGUGAAACCCUCUUAGUUAAACACAAUGAAAAGAAACCAUAUGUAUGUAACGUGUGUAACAAGCGCUUUGCUCAAAGAAGGAGUUUACAAUGUCAUGAGAACGCUCACAGAGGAGUAAAGCCACAUGUAUGUAAGAUUUGUAACAAGAGAUUUACUCAUAAAGUGAGUUUAAAAUAUCAUGAGAGUACUCACAGUGGAGUGAAGCCAUAUGUAUGUACGGUUUGCAACAAGCAGUUUAAAACUACAGGGCAUUUAAAAAAUCAUGAGAAUAUUCACAGUGAAGUGAAGCCAUAUGAAUGUAAAGUUUGUAACAAGCGGUUUACAUCUACAUCUAAUUUAAAAAGUCAUGAGACUACUCACAGUGGAGUGAAGCCAUAUGUAUGUAAGGUUUGUAACAAGGGGUUUAGAUCUACAGGGCAUUUAAAAAGUCAUGAGAAUAUUCACAGUGAAGUGAAGCCAUAUGAAUGUAAAGUUUGUAACAAGCGGUUUAUAUCUACAUCUAAUUUAAAAUAUCAUGAGAGUACUCACAGUGGAGUGAAGCCAUAUGUAUGUACGGUUUGCAACAAGCAGUUUAAAACUAAAGGGGAUUUAAAAAAUCAUGAGAAUAUUCACAGUGAAGUGAAGCCAUAUGAAUGUAAAGUUUGUAACAAGCGGUUUACAUCUACAUCUAAUUUAAAAAGUCAUGAGACUACUCACAGUGGAGUGAAGCCAUAUGUAUGUAAGGUUUGUAACAAGGGGUUUAGAUCUACAGGGCAUUUAAAAAAUCAUGAGAAUACUCACAGUGAAGUGAAACCAUGUGUAUGUACGGUUUGUAACAAGGGGUUUGCAUCAACAAGUGAAUUAAAACGUCAUGAGAAUAUUCACAGUGAAGUGAAUCCAUAUGUAUGUAAAGUUUGUAACAAGCCGUUUACAUCUAUAUGGAAUUUAAAAAGUCAUGAGAAUACUCACAGUGGAGUGAAGGCACAUGUAUGUAAGGUUUGUAACAAGGGGUUUACACUAAAGUCGAGUUUAAAACGUCAUGGGAUAACGCACCAUGUUGUCAAAGCACAUACAGCACAAGAAAAGAGAGGAAUUAAAUCAUACAGUUGUGAAGAAUGUAAUGAAGGAUUUACAAGAGAAGUUUAUUUAGAUAUACAUAGGAAAAGAGCCCACGAUGGAGCCAUGUCAUACAAAGGUUUAGCCUAUGACGUGCAUUUAACACGAAAAGAGGCUACAGAAAAUCAUGAAUCAACUCGGCCGAAUAAUGAAAAAAGUAACAAACAUACAUAUGAUGGAAAUAGUUCAGAUAGGCAUAUUGGAGUGAAGCCAUACACUUGUGAAGAGUGUAAGAACCAGUUUGCAUCACAGUCGGAGUUAGACAGACACAAGAGGAUCCACUCCGGAGAGGAGUCGUACGAGUGCGAGAUAUGCGAAUCUUUAUUCUUCGAUGAAGCCAGUUUAAUAACUCAUGUUAAUUCCCAUGCGGGCAGAAUCGCAAAAAAGUAAUGAGUUGGUUCUUAAAAUAGUAAGGUAACUCUGCUUAAUGGGACCAGACAUCCUAGUGUUGGUCGAUUACUCAGAUCAAACACUAUAUUUUGCUGUCGUCGUGUUCAAAAGCAUGCGUGGGAUCAUAGCUUCCGAACGGAUGAACCAAUUUAGUUUGUUUUUGUUUCAUAGUUGUCGACUCGUUGCGUUUGUAUGUAUGUUUACUUUACAUAGUGUGCCUUACAGAAAUAAUAACCUAACAUAACCACAAAAUUAAAAUUUUAAUAAAUCCCACGAUCGCGACAUAGUGGACCGAUUUUCAUGAAACAUGGCUAAGAACACUCCCGACUAACUCAGCUUUCAGACAAAAAAAAACUAAAUAA
This is a messenger RNA of Leguminivora glycinivorella, 2388 nucleotides long. RefSeq names its product zinc finger protein 883-like. Gene Ontology annotation, molecular function: zinc ion binding; RNA polymerase II cis-regulatory region sequence-specific DNA binding; DNA-binding transcription activator activity, RNA polymerase II-specific. Gene Ontology annotation, biological process: regulation of transcription by RNA polymerase II. Gene Ontology annotation, cellular component: nucleus. The transcript is spliced from 4 exons. Bases 62 to 2026 code for a protein of 654 amino acids. NCBI's taxonomy places the organism in Eukaryota, Metazoa, Arthropoda, Insecta, Lepidoptera, Tortricidae. The record is from RefSeq and is a predicted model, not a curated record.